UCUUUACGUAAAUCAUGGCCGUAUUACAAGCAUUUGCUUUGGUCUUUUUUUCCGUUAUUUCACCAAGAUUAGCCGAUAAGGUACUUUCACUAACAGAUGUAGAUUUUGAAGACAAAGUUUUUGGAUCGUCUACACAUUUUGUGAUGUUUUACGGCCCUUGGUGUGAAUACUGUGCAAGUUUCAUGCCAAUCUGGAAUCAGCUAGCUAAUCACUACAAUAAAAUCCCACACAGUGAACAUGUAACAAUAGCUAAGGUUGAUUGUACAAAAGAGACUCCACUAUGUGCAAAGCAGAAUAUCCGUGCAUAUCCUACGUUAAAACUUUAUUAUGAUCAUGGUGAAAUAAAGAGAUACAAUGGAAAAAGGAGAAUGGGUGAACUAAAAGCCUUUGUUGAUAAGUUUGCUGUUACAUCAGAGCAAAAAGAAAAGGAAAAUUCAGAGGCUACAGGUGAAUCAGAUAAUGGUUUGUACACACUGACGUCAGAUAAUUUUGAUAGACAUGUGGAAAUGGGACUGCAUUUUGUGAAAUUCUAUGCCCCAUGGUGUAGUCACUGCCGCAAACUUGCACCCACUUGGAAGGCACUAGCAGAGUACCAUAAAGACAAUGUGGAUGUGACAAUUGCCAAGAUUGAUUGUACAACUGAGAGCAAACCAUGCACUGAACACAAUAUCCAUGCAUAUCCUUCACUGAAGCUGUUUAAAGAUGGAAGAGAGGUGGACCAUUAUGAAGGACCACGUUCACUUGAUGAUCUGAAGAAUUAUUUGACUCUAAAGAUCUCUGAACACAGUUUGUUAAGUAGUGCAAUCACAGAAAACAGUGAGACUGCUGAGGAGAUUCCAUCAGAUGAUGCAGAGGCUGACAUGAUUAAGCCAUUCCAGCUGACAGACAGUAACUUUGAUGCCAUGGUCAGUGUGGGCACAACUUUUGUCAAAUUUUAUGUACCCUGGUGUGUCCACUGCCAGACACUUGCACCAAUCUGGGAUCAGUUGGCAAACAAGUGCGCAGACAGUGCUUCUGGACCUAGAAUUGCAAAGGUUGACUGCUCAGAAGAAGCUGAUCUUUGUCAUAGUUUUGGAAUCAAGGGGUAUCCUACCCUUAUCAUAUUUAGCAGAGGCAUUCGGAAACAAGAGUAUCGUGGGCCCAGAGAUUUGAACAGUCUCUACAACUUUGCUGUCCAACACCAUGAUGAACUCUAACUAGUAUGCCCUGACCAAUCGUGGAUUAGAAUAGCUAUUGAUUGGGCCAGUUAUCAACUAGGAUGGCCAUUGAUUGGUCCAAUUAUCCAUUAGGAUUGAAUGUAUGCUUCUUUCUUAAACCAAUCACAUAAAAAAAAAACCAAAGAAAAGUUGCAGACAACAUGAAGAAACAUCAAUGGACAGUGGUUUGUUUUAUGGGAAAUCUAAUUUUGUAGAAGUGUUUAGGAAUUAGAGAAUUUUUUUGUGUCUAGAUAAUUUUUCACAGCCAUUUUUAUGCUAGAGAGUGGUAGAUAACAAGAACAGGAAGUUGUAUGUACAAAGUGAUAAUGGAACAUAAUGUAUGCAAAGGCUCUGAGGAGCUUUUGCCAUCAAAAGGAAUGACUUAUUUAUGAAAAUAUAUAUACCUAUUCAAGUCUCCAGAAAGGAAACUAAUAAAAUUUCUUAUAUAUGCAACUUGA
This is a messenger RNA of Pocillopora verrucosa, 1654 nucleotides long. RefSeq names its product thioredoxin domain-containing protein 5. Gene Ontology annotation, cellular component: endoplasmic reticulum. Gene Ontology annotation, biological process: protein folding. NCBI's taxonomy places the organism in Eukaryota, Metazoa, Cnidaria, Anthozoa, Scleractinia, Pocilloporidae. Gene Ontology annotation, molecular function: protein disulfide isomerase activity. The record is from RefSeq and is a predicted model, not a curated record.